GCCACGAAGCUACUCGUGGUCUCGGAACUGAGCGCAAAAGUGCCACAGGUGACGGGAUGCAUGGACACACAGAUGAGAGGGAUUGCGCGUCGUAGAUGUUGCAAAUAAGUAACAAAAAUCGCUCCAAACAAAAGUUUGAAAUGUAAGAUUUCACGAUUUGAAGCCUCUUUCUGCACGGUGUAGAAACUCUCCGCUUUCAUCACGUCACUUCUCGGGAGAUCAUGAAACAGUGUCGGGAUGUGGCUCAGGCGAGGACAAGUUGAGGAAGCUGAGGAAAGAAAUCUUCACCAAUUAGGCAGCCAAGUUCCUCUUCUUCGCCGCUCCCUUUACGCACAGGCAAGGUGAGGACGGAGAGCAUCACGUCAAUGUAAGGACGCACCAAUGAGUCAUCGGAGGUGCUGAGAGAGCGGCAGCACACAGGACAAGCACAAGGACCAUUUUUUUUAAUCGUGAAACUUUUUAUUUUUUUUUCAAAACAGAAGCACACCAUGGAUGAAGAAGGGGGAUCAUCUGGACUGGUCAAAUCAGCCGCAGUUAAACUGUCCAAGAUGGGUGAGAAAACCAAACAGUUAGGUACAGCCAUUAAGGAUCCUCACCAGCAGAGACGGAUCAUAUUAGUGAUUGUUUGCGUUGCUCUCCUGCUGGACAAUAUGCUCUACAUGGUAAUCGUGCCAAUUAUCCCGGACUAUCUUGCAGAGCUGGAGAGUGAGCAGUCAGAGCACGUCCACGUAGUGAUGCACCCCAACUCUUCAGUCAACAGCACAAGCCAAGACAAAAGCAACAAGAACAAUUUAGAUAUCCAGAUAGGAGUACUUUUUGCGUCCAAAGCCAUCCUGCAGCUCUUAGUAAACCCGCUUUCGGGGACUUUCAUAGACCGUGUUGGAUAUGACAUUCCACUUUUAAUUGGACUCUCUGUUAUGUUCUUCUCGACCUGCAUUUUUGCGAUUGGUGAGAACUAUGCCACGUUGUUUUUCGCCAGAAGUUUGCAGGGUCUGGGGUCGGCGUUCGCGGACACCUCCGGGAUCGCCAUGAUAGCUGACAAGUACACAGAGGAGGCGGAGAGGAGCAAAGCGCUCGGGAUCGCCCUGGCGUUCAUCUCAUUCGGGAGUCUGGUGGCGCCUCCUUUCGGGGGAGUCCUGUACGAGUUCGCGGGGAAGAAAGUUCCCUUUAUCGUGCUCGCGAUCAUCUGCCUGGCGGACGGCAUCCUGCUGCUCACAGUCAUCAAGCCGUUCUCCAACAGGACUAGAGAGAACAUGCCAGUCGGCACCCCCAUAUACAAACUCAUGAUCGACCCGUACAUCGCUGUGGUGGCCGGGGCGCUCACAGUUUGCAACAUUCCCCUGGCUUUUCUGGAGCCCACCAUUGCCAACUGGAUGGAGUCCACCAUGCACUCCUCUCAGUGGGAGAUGGGGCUCACGUGGCUGCCGGCCUUCUUCCCGCAUGUCCUCGGUGUGUACUUAACUGUCAAAUUAGCAGCAAAGCAUCCAAACUUGCAGUGGUUCUACGGAGCUGUGGGCAUGGUUAUCAUAGGCGCGAGCUCCUGCACAGUCCCCGCAUGCAAAACUUUUGGGCAGCUCAUUGCGCCUUUGUGCGGCAUCUGUUUCGGCAUUGCGCUUGUAGACACGGCGCUGCUACCCACUCUCGCCUUUUUAGUCGACGUUCGUCAUGUUUCAGUGUAUGGAAGUGUUUACGCUUUAGCAGAUAUCUCUUAUUCUGUAGCAUACGCCAUGGGUCCGAUAGUAGCCGGACAGAUCGUACACAAUCACGGCUUUGUACAGCUCAAUCUGGGGAUGGGUCUUGUUAAUGUGCUUUACGCGCCAGCUCUGCUGCUGCUGCGCAACGUGUGCCAAAUGAAACCGUCCUACUCCGAGAGAGAUAACCUGUUAGAGGAGGCUCCACAGGGGCUAUACGAUACUAUCAGGAUGGAGGAGAGGAGGGCGAAAAAGAAGGGCUACAGUACCGCAGGGAAUUGUUUGUCAGUAGAUGAAAACGGGUUCGAUCCAUUCAAAGCACAGCGGUCUUUGUCAGAAGAGUCGUCCGGUCCGGAAUACACCUAGACCGGCCACGCUCUGACUCUGACCACUCCCCGCCUUGUAUGAAACAUUCCCCCUGGAGAGAUUUAAACAGGCAGAUUAUAGUCAAGUAACUUAAAGUUUUCUGUAAGUACCGAUGUGCAAUAUAAACACCCUAUCACCAAAAUCACGACUGUGUGAGACGUAAAACGUUUUUUUUGUUUGUUUUUUUACUGUGAUUUAAUUGUGUCCAAAAAGUAUGUGUAGUUUGUCAUGGACGUGUAACUGGAGUUUUGUGAGAGCUCUAUCAGCUACUGUCGACUCUUAAUGUUAUACUGACUAUUGUAAAAAGAUAUAGAUUCAUGCGCGAACAAUAGUAUAUGGGACCAACUUUAAGCAGCACACCCCCCCCCCCCCUUACACAAAAAAAUAGCCUCUAUUUUUAGUCUCUGAGGAAACUUUUUUUACUUGCACAUCAAAGGCCUGAUUUUCUUCUUCUUUUGUUAUAAUGGUGAUUUUAAACUUUGCAACAAGUGGGCCUGUUAAUUGUAAAUUUUAUUUUUCUGUUGUUUGAAAUUAAAUGUAUCAUUAAAAAAUAGAUUUUGUAAAUAUGUGGAUAUAUGCACAAUGUAAAUUGUCAAAUCAUAACGUGGACCUCUACAACAGUGUGUGUGUGUGUGUGUGUGUGUGUGUGUGUGUGUGUGUGUGUGUGUGUGUGCGUGUGUGUGUGUGAGAGUGUGUGCGUGUGUGUGUGUGUGUAUUUAUGUUUGUACGCGUGUGUACGUAUGAAACAUUGUCAAGAUGUAGCAAAUAAAGUGUCCUGAAAAUGAACAAAUAUGUAUUCAUUUAUCAACUGUUGUUUUAAUAAAUCUGUUUGGAUCUGU
Labrus bergylta (ballan wrasse) is the source of this 2896-nucleotide messenger RNA. It is a transcript of the gene slc18a3b, whose product is annotated as solute carrier family 18 member 3b. Gene Ontology annotation, biological process: xenobiotic transport; chemical synaptic transmission; transmembrane transport. Gene Ontology annotation, molecular function: acetylcholine transmembrane transporter activity; xenobiotic transmembrane transporter activity. The record is from RefSeq and is a predicted model, not a curated record. Gene Ontology annotation, cellular component: AP-2 adaptor complex; membrane; terminal bouton. NCBI's taxonomy places the organism in Eukaryota, Metazoa, Chordata, Actinopteri, Labriformes, Labridae.